UCUUUUUGUUGGGGUGCGGCGGCUCUCUUUCUCUCUACGGUAGCCUAUCACAAAACAUUAAUUUUUACAGUAUUAACAAAUCACACGCUCGAGAUGCUAUUUAUAACUGCUAUAGCUAACUAACAGAGAGGUGUAUGUUGUUUUUAAAUAUAACGUUGGAACAUAACAAGUCAGGACACGUUCGCUGAUAAAUGGCGCAAUCGUGCUGACUGACAGGCCACACUUAGGUGUGCUCAGUGCUCACUGCUCACUGUCACUAGUGAUCACUACGACUGCUUGCAAGGUUGCCCCGACUCCCCGAGUUGUGUGGAAGUUACGAUAAAGAUAGUUCAAAACUGACUUCUUCUUCACCUUCAAGUUUCAACCCGCCGCCACCACCAAAGAUAGUUCAAGUGCCGAAAGUUCGGUGACAACUCAACUGAAAGACAACCACCAAUCUUUUGCUGGUGCUGAGUUUAAAAGUAAAAUUUGAUAUUUGCAGUGUUGUGUUCAGGAGUUCUGACCUAAGCUAUGCCUCCUGCUCCUGGACGUAAGGCAACAUGUGAAGGCAUUGUUGUGGUGCUGGAUGUGGGUCCCCACACGAGACUUGGACUGCCUAUUGAGAAGACAUUCUAUAACAAAGCAAAGCUUUGCCUCAUCAACAUCCUCCAGAGAAAGAUAUUUGCUGACAAAUGCCGUGACAAAGUUGGUAUUUUGCUGCUUGGCACGGAUGAGACGGACAACCCACUUGCCAAGCCUGGAGAGUAUCAGCACAUAACAGUGCUGCAGUCACCGCGCGAAGUUGACUGGGCUUGUGUGGAGGCCGCUCAGAAACUCCCUAGAGGGUCUCAUGCCGCUGACUGGCUUGAUGCAUUGGUCAUCGCCAUAGACCUACUCCACGAUCCUAUGGGCGAUAUUUACAGUGCUACAAAAAUCGUUCUCUUGACGGACUUUUGUGCGGACUUUAGUGCCGACCAGACGGACGUCAUCAUCUCGAGCAUAAAGGCCAUUGGGGCUGACUUCAGUGUGAUCGGCCCGGACGUGUCUGGCGAGAACCCGACCCAACUGAGCUGGAGUGGCAAACCCAAGACCACGGUUCAGCGUGCGGGCGAAGCUCUGGCUGCCAAAAUCGUUCAAGCUGUUGAUGGGAUCAUUUGCAGCUUUGACGAAGCCAUCCCGCAGCUUCUACUCUUUCAAAAGAAGACGAGUGGCAGCAGCAACUGGAAUGCCAUGCUCUCCAUCGGUGAAGAUCUCAGGAUCCCUAUAACUGGCAGAAUUAAGAUGCGCCGGGCGACGCCUAACACAUGGAAGCGAUGCCACGCGACGGACGACUCGGUCGUGACCAUCAAGGAGAAGAGCUACCACCGCACCGACGACCAGCAGACCGCCGUGCCUGAGGACGAGGUUAUCGACGGCUACAGAUACGGCACCACACUGGUGCCCUUCACCGAUGAGGACCGUCAGAUGAACUACAGCAGCGGCGCAGAGAGCGCCGAGCUCUCCGUGCUCGGCUUCACGCGCUCCGAGUUUUGCGGUCUGGCCGAGCGAGCUGGCGAUCAAGUUCUUCUUGUUACCGCCAAGGAGGGCGAUGAGGACGCAGCAGUGGCGCUGUCUGCGGUGGUGCAGGCGAUGGCUGAGCUGGACGUGGUGGCGGUGGUGCGGCGCGUGUACAGGCGAGGCUGCAAACCCGUACUGGGGGCCCUCUACCCCAGCAUCACUCAGGACUAUGAGUGCCUAGUGUGGGUGGCGCUGCCGUACAGGGAGGACGUGCGAGCCCUCGCGUUCCCUCCCCUGCAGCGUCACGUCGCCAGCCUCACUCAGCAGCAAACGCACGCCAUCGACGCCCUCAUCGACGCCAUGAACCUGAACAUCACUGACUCUGACGGUGACGCUGAAGAGCUCCUCGACCCUGAGACCGUCCUGAACCCCCACCUCCAGCACUACUACAACUGCCUCACCGACCGAGCCCUGACCCUUACCCGACCCCUGCCUCAACCCCACUCUCACGUCACAGCAUUGUUGUCGGUGCCUGUAGAGCUGCGCGAGGCUCUGGACGGCGUCACAGAGCGGCUCGUGCAAGCUUUCCCAACCACCAAGAUCGUGAAGCGCACCAAGAGGGAGCGACACGACUUAUUUGGGGCCGGCGAUGAUGCCAAUGAAAGUAAACGAAGUCGGGGAGACGAGGACGAGAACGUGGAACCUGGAGGCCCCACAGCGCCGCCUCCCGUCACCCUGGGCCCUCGCGUGGACCGCGUGUCUACGGCCACGCCCCUGCAAGACUUCCAAGUCCUCCUCUCGCAGCAGCCAUUCAACUUCUUCGCGUUAUGUGACGACCUCGGCGAGGUGCUGCUGCAGAUAGUUGAGACGAUCUCCCAGGGCUUGCUGUCCGAGUCGUCGCCUGCUGAGCGCGCUUCUAUCGAUAAAAUUGUGGCUUGCAUGCAAGCGUUGCGCAAAGAGUGCGUGAUCAUCUCGGCCGACACGUACAACUCGUUUAUAAGGUCGAUGCACGCACUCUGCCUGGGCCGCGGUGUUCUCAACAAAGUUUGGGGACGUGUAGCUGAACUUCAACUUGGGCUUAUCACUUCAGCUGAGACGCCCAAAAGCUCAGUCGAUCAAAAAGAAGCCGAAGACUUUUUGUCCGUGGAUGUCCCUUCGGUUACAGCGCCGUCAGAAGCUCCUGCAGCACAGAUGCAGGACUACGACGACUUGUUGGACGACCUGUGAGCAUUUGGGCAGCCACAAGAUCUCGUUCAAAGCCACCACAGGAGACCUCGUUUGGUGAUCGAAAUGACACGAUGGCUGAGGUCAGCGUUGUUGUUGGAUUAAUUAUUUUAGCACCUCAUUAUUUGACCGCGGCGUUUCACGAGCGGAAAAUGAUAGUGAAGAUGAAUCACUUUGUGAAGCGUGUUGUUUCGUAUUCUAGUUUCAUAUACGGCCACUCUAGAGUUGGUUAUUUUGUCAUAGACGUUGCUGACACUUUAUUCUCGUAAUCUAUGAAGCGUUACACCUUUCAGCAAGAUAAUUCACGAAAGAGUAUCUAAACCAGAAGGAACUUGUAUCCCGUAAUUGCAGAUUUUUUAAAUACUAUUAAUUUGGGGAAAGCUCGCACAGUAAAUAGGCAAGUCUCCACAUGAGAGGUUUGGUGAGAAUUAGCACAGUGACACUUCAUGAAUGGUUUAUACUUUCACCUGCACAUAAUAUACUGUACACAUAGAAUAAAAACUCGAACGAGACCACAUGAAGCCUGGCCAUUUCUGCUGGAGAUACCAAGAUUUGAGAUACUAUGAGCCCAACGAGAUGUCAAGAUUACUGCACAUUAAAUAUUAAAUUUACAACAAUUAUUUCAAAAUUUUACUUACUCCGUGAAUAAAAAUGUCCAGUAUUAACUGGAAUAAUGAUUCACGAGUUCAUUUUUUUCCGUUGAGAUAAUAUGCUCGUGAAAAACUCGUCGAAAUUUAAGCCUGAAUAUCUAAUGAAUAGCCAAGGCCCAAGGUAAGAAAAUAAUAUCAACAGAUGGAGUAAUUAUUACACGAAUACUCGACAACUAUGUUGAGUAUUUGAUAACGGCAGAGAUUGAGAAUUUCAGCUAUGGAUGAUACUUGAUACUGCGCAAGGAAAACACUGAAAAUAAAUAGUGCAUAAAAAACUAUUUUUGACCGGCACGGGACAUCCUAACCAAAAUUCAACUGCUUCUAAUUAAUCAAUGCCCCGUUAUCUAGCGAAUGAUGUAUUGUUACAACAUGAAUGCGGCGACUCCUUUCAUAGCUUAAGUGUUAGCGAUAAAAAAAAGCACACGAACAUAUUUUCCAUUAGCCACACAUAAUCUAUGCUGAUGGCGAAGUUCUUUAGCUUAAAAUCAUGUAUAAUUAUUUGCAGAUGCCUUACAAGCUUGAAGGAAGAUAUUUAUAAACUUACUUUACAGGGCGACAUACAUGGAAGCUAUAAAUCCUUUGAAUCUUUCUCGUGGCUUCGAGAAAAUUAAGACGAUUUAUAAAUACCUUAACAUAUGACAGUUGUGUACAACUUCGAGGUAAAAUAGUAUGAUUACCACAGGUCUACAUUAGCAUGCCCUCGACCAACUUGUAUCUUGAGUCAUGCAUAGGGUUUUGCUUGAUCCAUUUAUUCGCUGUUUAUAUGUAAUGCCUAACCUGAUAUGAUUGAUAAAUAAUUACCAAUAAUAAUGAUUUCCCGUUUUUUGUGUAAUUAAAUUGCUUUUUCGUUAUAAAAUAAUGGAAUCCAGAUGUCUCAUUCAGACGUAUGAAAACAUGUAUGCAUAUUAAAAUGACUACAGCCAUUUCCAUGUCCUUCGAAGACACGAUGUGAACACAGUUAUUCACAGGGGACAUAAUUGUCAUUGUGAAUAUUCGAGUAAUAUUAUUUUUAUUA
Hyalella azteca is the source of this 4365-nucleotide messenger RNA. It is a transcript of the gene Ku80, whose product is annotated as X-ray repair cross-complementing protein 5. Gene Ontology annotation, molecular function: damaged DNA binding; telomeric repeat DNA binding; double-stranded DNA binding. The transcript has 17 exons. The record is from RefSeq and is a predicted model, not a curated record. Gene Ontology annotation, cellular component: nucleus; Ku70:Ku80 complex. Lineage: Eukaryota; Metazoa; Arthropoda; Malacostraca; Amphipoda; Hyalellidae. Gene Ontology annotation, biological process: cellular response to gamma radiation; DNA recombination; telomere maintenance. Bases 511 to 2703 code for a protein of 730 amino acids.